Molecule: messenger RNA, 3907 nt
Organism: Lytechinus pictus (painted urchin)
Lineage: Eukaryota; Metazoa; Echinodermata; Echinoidea; Temnopleuroida; Toxopneustidae
Product: ADP-ribosylation factor GTPase-activating protein 2-like
Exons: 14
Coding region: 149-1759 (536 amino acids)
Biological process (GO): COPI coating of Golgi vesicle
Molecular function (GO): GTPase activator activity
Source: RefSeq, a predicted model, not a curated record
UGGAAAUGAUCUAUAUUUAUUACCCCGGAACCGGAAAAUCAAAACAUAAGACUCAUCAACCUUUUUGGAAUAGUCGACUUUACGACGAGGGGAAUCCAUUCUACGUCAUCAUUAUAUUACGACGACUGCUGAAAAAUACUACGGAGAAAUGGAAGGUGGUCCCACAAAAUCCGAUAUUCAGAUGAUUUUCAAGCGUCUACGUUCGAUUACAACGAAUAAAACAUGCUUUGACUGCAGUUGUAAAAACCCAACCUGGGCUAGUGUCACAUAUGGUGUAUUCCUCUGUAUAGAUUGUUCAGCCACCCACAGAUCACUCGGUGUUCAUUUAACAUUUAUCAGAUCAACUCAAUUAGAUACGUCAUGGACAUGGCCUCAGUUACGUGCAAUGCAAGUUGGAGGCAAUGCAAAUGCAGUCGCUUACUUCAGACAGCAUGGAGCUUCGACCAAUGACGCUCAAGCUAAGUACAAUAGCAGAGCAGCCACGCUCUACAAGUCAAAGAUCAAGGAACUCGUAGCAGCCGCCAUUAGAAAAUAUGGCAAAGAGCUUCAUCUUGAGGACUUUGUUCAGUCGCCUCAGCAGAAGGAAGUAGAUUUCUUUGAGGAGCAUGCCGAUGAAGCGCCCUCUAACAUCACACCCAUCCCUGCAGGUACAAGCAAUGGCAGGUUAUCAAGCAAUCCAGAACCGGUCAAAGUUCCUGCACCAUCAGCCUCUCCAAAACCAGCCCCCGAAGAAUCAGUAGGUGCACCUAACGUUGAAGCCGCUCUCAGUACGUCGCCCUCUCAGGUCAAAGUAGAACCAAGGAAACCCACUAUAGGACAGAGGAAACCUGCAAGCGCAAAGAAAGGGCUUGGAGUGAGGAAAGGCAAAGGACUUGGAGCUCAGAAGGUCAAAGCAAACUUUGAUGAUAUAGAAUCUCAGGCUCAGCAACAGGAUAAGAUGAGGGAGGAGAACGCUAAGAUGGUGGAGCUUCAGAAAGCCAAGACAAAAGAAGAGGAAGAAGCCAGGAUGGCAUCCAUGCGUCUUGCCUACAAAGACAUGUCAGUCGAGAUGAAGAAACAGGAGGAAAAAUUGAAGAAAGAAAAUCCAAACAAAGCCAAACAAAUGGAACGCCUUGGAAUGGGUUAUACUGGUAGAGGUGGAGUUUCACAUUCAGCCAUGAACGAUAUGCAGACCAUUGAACAGGUCAACCCGGUCAAAUCAGGCGGUGGCAGCAGUCGGUCAAGAUCUAGGGAUUUCUUUGAUGAUUUUGACUCUGGCUUUUCACGUAGUUCAUCUUCUUCCUCAUCGAGAGGUUUCAAGGAUUCCAGCACUGCCUCAUUCUGGGAUGACAAAGACGAGAAGAAAACAGAUUCCAGCUGGGAUAUUAUCGACAAGAGUGAGACGAGACAAAGCAGUUACGACAGUAUCGCCCCUUUAGAAUCAAGGACCAAAUCCACGCCCAGAAAGACGGAGUAUGACUCUGGAGCGUCGUCAGGCGAAGCCUUGAAGCGUUUCGCGAACGCAAAGAGCAUCUCAUCAGACCAAUUCUUCGACCAGGAGAAGAAUGCUGAUCAUGAGAACCAGUCUGGCCGGUUCUCAAACUCGCAAUCCAUAUCAAGCGACGACUUCUUCGGGAGGCCAGCGACGAGGGGGCCCUCCGGGGCUGAUCUGGGGGCCAUAAAGGACGGCAUGAAGGACGGCGUCAAUCAGGUCGCCGGCAAGCUGUCCCGUAUGGCCAACGGGCUCGUCAACUCUAUACAGGAUCAUUAUGGAUAUUGAUAACAACAUGUCUAGUAUAGUAUACCCCAUCCAAGUGUCUUUAUGCUCCAUUCAAAACCAGAUAAUCAUAAGGGAUCAUCAACAGAAAUCUCCAACCCACACCAAGUCCUCUAAACACAAAGCCUAGCGACUGGUCUUACAGUUAAUUUUUAUGACUAAUUGCACAUAACAAUCAAUUAUGUAAGUUGUAAAAAUUAGCCAUAUUAUCAAUUGCCAAGUUUUGUGUCAUCUGGGCCCAGGACUUGUGAAACAUUUGUUAAUUUAUUCAUCUGAUGUAAAUGUGGGCGGACGAAGGCCAUCAAUACCAAUCUUGUAAAAUCUAUCCAGGCGCACACCAGGGGGAGCAUUUCAUGAAACAGAGAGUGUUAUAAGCAACAGAGAGUGUUAUAAGCUACUGAAAUCCUUGCAUCUGAUUGGCUCAGAACGAAUUUGUCAGUGGAAAUCACCAACAAGGUGCCGCAUGAAACAGUCCCCGGAUCCCAGUUCAAGGAUAUUCUCUUAUAGCUUGUAAGAUGGACUGAUGCUACUACAUAACAUCUCUGCACGAAAGUAAAUGCUUUGCUGGCCAUUCACAAAUGAUAGAUUGGCCAACUUCACCGUAGAUGAUUUCAUGAACUCAGAACAGACCUAAUGAUUGAAGAAUUUACUCCAAGCUGCAAUUUUGUCCUAUUUUUGAUAGUUAUUUAUUCAAGUUCAUUUUAAAGUCAUUCAAUGUUCUUCCAAGUUGUAUGAAUUAUUCAUAUUUAUUAAUGUAUGAAUUAUUCAUGUCUAUUAAUGUAUGAAUAUUCAUAUUUAUUAAUAUAUGAAUUAUUCAUAUUUAUUGAUGUCCUUAUAAAAUCAUGGUGGAGGGAUUUGAUAGCAGACUAAUAUUUUCUUAGUACACCCAUUCUCAUAUUCCGUAUUUAAAACUUAUUCCAUCUUUUAAGAGUUAUUAGCGAAAUACCAUUGCUAUGGUACUUUAACUUUUCAGGGGAUGAAUCAUGACACAAAUGUCUUUGGUCUUUUCCUUCUAGCAACUCUUGUAAAGUUCGAUAAUUGAUGCACGUCUGUCAUUACUAGGCAUUUGUAUGUUCUGACUUUCCACAUGUAAAAUCAACACUGCAUCCUUACACUCUAAUUAGCUUGUACAUUAUUCAUUUUCCACACACUCAAUUGAGCUUGUAUAUUGUUAAUUUUCCACUAUCGUCUAACAUCUCUAGCAUGGUUAUAUGAUUUUUUUUUUCAUAUUUGUCAAACAGUGUUUGACUGCUUGUUUUACGUUAACCUUUUAUCUGUAAUAACUUUUCUCGAGUUAAAGCAAUAUUAUCAUAUUUCAUGGAGACUUUGAUACUAUUCGGGUGCUUGUUCCACCCAACUGGAAAGAGUCUUAACAAGCAGUAUGCACAAUAUGCAAUGUGUUGUACAUUCCACACAUUGCCUCAUAUGGUAAAGUCAGUAGAGUUAGCUGGUUCCACUGACUGAUGUAAUUCUAUUACAUUUAUUCAUGAUUGUGGGAUCAGCAAAUUAUAAUCCUCUUCCCAUGAAAAAUGAGGAUAUAUGGUUUCAAGGUUAGGUAUCCUCACACUUUAGUAACAGGGUAUAACAUCUUCUCCUCUUAACCAAAUGUUUGCACCAUUCAUGCUCAUCAAAUUUUGUUGGUUUCACUCUACCUUAAAUUGCCUGUCAGUCUGGGCCGUGUCUUACAAAGAAUUAUAAUUGAUUCAAUUCAAAUUCAAUUUGUGAUUGAUCUGGAAUUCUUAUCUCUUAACUACACAAAUUAAGAUCAAUUGAAAUUUAUUUAUGUCAACUCUUUAUGUGCCUGGUACGAAAAGAUAAAAUUAAACAUAACAUUGAGUCUUUUGCAGACUAACGGUAUGUUCAAGAGUUGUAAUCAGGGCUGAAGGUACGGUAGAAUAUGCAAAAUGAUACAAAAUUAUUACUGGUAAUUAGAACUCAAAGCAGCAGCUGGUUAUCAGUGAUAUGAUAAUAGCGUUGAUCUCAUUCUCUAUCUGUAGCUUAAUCAUUCUUAUAUGAUUCUAGUCAAAACUUUCUUAUGAUGGAUUGUUUGUAGAUUAAUCUUGGAUUUUAUUAAUAUAUUUCAUUCAAUAUCAAAUACUUGAUGACUGUUAGAUGCCUUAUUUCAAUUGAAUUCCUAUUUAACGCUUAGAU